AGAAAUGUCAUGGGCGGAGCAUUGGGUAAAAUCGAAAGUAGCUGAAGGAUUUUAUUCCUGCCCCCUGUUUGAGAAGGCUUGGAAAAUGUGGUGUGACACUGUUAGUUUGUUCGGGAAGUGAGUGAGGAUGGAGGGGGUGACGGAUGAACUAACCUGUUGUAUCUGUUGCGAGAUGUUCCAGGAGCCGGUCAUGUUGGAUUGCAUGCACCAUUUCUGCAAGAAAUGCAUCUUACACUUCUGGAGGGGCUCCCACAACAGCUUCACUUGCCCCCAGUGUCGCCGCCGGUUCAGCUCCAAGAAUUUCCGCACCAAUUACCUGGUGGCCGGGGUGGUGGAGAGGCUCAGAGGGGCGAGCACCCAGGAUGUCCGGCACCGGUUACAGAAACAGCUGACCGACCUCCAGAAAUGUCACCGGGAUCAGAAGGACAUGAUCGUGAAGAUGAAGAAACGAGACGAAGGAAAGGUGGCGGAAAUCAAGAGGGAAUCGGCUGAGCUCCAGCAGAAAGUGAGGAGUGACUUUGAGAAGAUGCACCAGAUCCUGUGGAAGGAGGAGAGCAGCCUGGUGACUGAACUGCAGCGAGACGAGGCCUCCGCUCUGGAGAAGCUGCAGAGACACAUUGAGCAGCUGGACGUGGGCCUUGAGGAGCUGGAGCAGCUCAUCAGCAGCACCCAGGGCUGUCUGGAGCAGCUGAAGACCACCGUGCUGUUUGAGACCCGGGGUCUUGCAGGCAGUGUGCAGAUUGAGAAUGAGCCUGAUAUCAGUGGUCAUCUUCGUGCUGCCCGUUACACUGGGCCCCUUCAGUACAUCGUCUGGAAGAAGAUGUAUAAGUCGCUGGAACCAGCUCCAACCCGACUGACCUUUGACCCAAACACCGCUCACCCUAACCUGCUUGUGUCAGACGAUCUGACUCGUGUGUCCGAGGUCAAUGAGCAGCAGCCUGUGGCCAAUAAUCCCGAGCGAUUCGAUAAGUGCGUCAAUGUCCUGAGCUCCCAGAGCUUCUCCAGUGGGAGGCACUACUGGGAGGUGGGAGUGGCCGGGAAGACCAAGUGGGACCUGGGUAUUGCCAAGGAGACGGUGGACCGUAAGGUGGUGGUCAGAGUUGCACCUUCCAAUGGCUACUGGACCCUUCGCCUGAGGGAUGGUGAGCAGUACUGGGCUGGCACGUUGCCAUGGAAACAGCUGCCCAUUCAGAAGAAGCUGAAGAGGAUCGGGGUGUUCCUGGAUUUUGAUGGCGGUCGCCUUUCGUUCUAUGAUGCUGAGGACAUGUCUCACCUCCUGACCUUCCGCCAGACCUUCUCUGAGAGGGUCUUUGCCUUCUUCAGCACCUGCUUCAGUGACAACGGGCUGAACUCUGCGCCUCUCCAACUCUGCAAUGGUAACCCUUAGAAAGGGGCUAGGUUAUUGGGAGAAGGGUGGGGGUGUGGGGGUGGGGUGCGUGGUGGUGCUGGCCUGCGCUGGGAAGGCUAGAAUGCAGUGGUUGCUUUCUGCGACAUGAACUGUCAAGCUGUGAUCUUGCAUGUGCUGGCUUUGGGAUCCACAACCUAACCCCUCCCCGGCCCACUUCAGUUGCUGAGAUGAUAGAGAGGGUGCGACGGAGAGUUCAACAUUCUGCCAUUCUCUUAAUUCCCCUGUCCUCUCUUGCUCUCCCUCCUUCCCCUCGCCCUCUGUCUUUGUUUCCUCUGUCUCUCCCUGGAUCCUGCAUUAACUUGAAGUGGGGGUAGGGUGGCGUAGUUGAUCCUUUUGCUAGUUGCAAAGUUGACCCCUGCUCCUGCUUAAUGUUCCAAGGGAGAGAUUCCCCCAAAUUCACCUUCCUGCCAUCUGGUGGUGACCUACAGAACUGCAGCUACCAAAAUCUGCUUUGGCAUUAAUCAAUAUAACCUAUUAAAUUCAGCGGAUUAAAUUGGAAAUUUCUGUGGUUUGGACAGUUGAGUUUACCUUUUUUUCUGGAUUUAACUUUCUGUAAUUCUUUUUAACCUGUUGGCAGCAAGAGGAAGAUUUGUCAGUCCCCGCUCUUGUGGUUGUCUUUCAGUUUCUCUUUUUCUUGGUUUUUGCAGUCCUCCCUUACUCCACCCCCCUGUCUCUGCCUCAUGCUCCCCUUGUAUGUACUUGUCUAUCUUUACCAAAUUAUGUUUUAGUUUGUGGUACUUAUAUCCUCCUGUCCUCCCAAAUACAGACCAGUUAGACCGCAAUGGUAAUUUCUUUAAUUUUUUUUCACCUAUAAAUGAAUGGAUUAUAAAUAAUCUUUUGCAGCUGAUUCUGUUCUACUUUGAAUAGAGUAGUCAAGCUCCUCCAAAGUUUUAUUCAAGCAAACAAUCAACUUAUUAUUUAGAUAGCAAUGUGUAGUUUUGGAGAGUUGCUUAAAUCGAGGUACACAGAGCAGAACAUCUGUCAUUUCCAGAUUUUUGUGGAUAGGAUAUGGCCUCAGAAAGGCACAUGAUGUGUCAAACGUGGUGAGCGGGCCAGGGAAAAGGAUGAACAACAUUUGUUAAUGCUUCGUUGUGAACUGUAUUUUGAAUAUUCUGCUCAUUUUAUGAUUUCUGUUUUUGCCUGUAUUCAUCAUUUAAAAAUUAAAAGCUGCAUCAUGAAGACUGA
Molecule: messenger RNA, 2593 nt
Organism: Stegostoma tigrinum
Lineage: Eukaryota; Metazoa; Chordata; Chondrichthyes; Orectolobiformes; Stegostomatidae
Product: zinc-binding protein A33-like
Exons: 6
Coding region: 128-1387 (419 amino acids)
Molecular function (GO): protein binding
Source: RefSeq, a predicted model, not a curated record